CUUGGUAAACGUUACGAAACUGAAUUUUGUCGGCAUGUCAAAUGAUGGAAAAAAUCUGGCUGAUAUUGUUAAAAAUGUGCACAGGCGAUUGCGCCAAGAAUUGUAUAAAACUGGGGACUUGGAAUCUGUCUGGAUUAAUCAUUGUAGAAAUGUGCCAUGUUUAAAGAAAUAUGCAAGCAGCAUGCAUAAACUUGCAACUGAACAUUGGGAACAACUUGGAGUUUCUAAUCCAGCCACAUCAAGAAUCAACUGGACUUGGUCUUUUCUCCAAUAUUACUUCUUUUCUGGUGGUUUGCAACAGCACAGACAGAAAUCCAAUUCAGAUACUGAGUGGCCUAAAUUGAUAUUGAAUGAGUCAAAAGUAGCAGUAUUAGAUGUGGGAAGCUGCUACAACCCAUUUGGAGAAUAUGAAGAGCUUGAUGUUCUGUCAAUAGAUCUGUGUCCAGCCCUUGAAUCGGUUUACCAGUGUGACUUUCUUAACAUCCCUCUUGGAAAAACAACGGUGAUUGAUGGCCAAAGUGUAUUGAGUUUGGCAACCAACCAAUUCCAUUGCAUAGGUAUACUUUGCAUUUUUUUCCUUUUGCUGGAAUAUUUUCCCUCUCCAAGUCAACGAUGGACUUGCUGUGAGAAAGCCCACCUGCUUUUGCUAAGAGAAGGAAUACUCAUAAUCAUCACUCCUGAUUCUAAAGCAGCUCACUCAAACUCAAAAGUUAUGAGGAGUUGGCGAGAAGCUCUUAGUGCCAUCGGAUUUAAGCGCAUCAAGUACGAAAAGCUGCAACAUGCUCAUUGUAUGGCCUUCCGUAAAAAUUCGGUUGAGUCUGUACUAAAAGCCGAAGACCGUGAACUUUUAGCAUCAAAAAUGUAUAUCCCGCAGGAUUUUUACAACCCCAGUGAUUCAGAGAACGAGGAAAAGGACGAAAUCAAGUUUACAGAAGCAGAACUUGCCGAAGGAUUCACUAACUUGCCUUUGUUUGAUGAAUGAAUUUUUAAAAAAUUUGAUACAA
Molecule: messenger RNA, 1004 nt
Organism: Daphnia magna
Lineage: Eukaryota; Metazoa; Arthropoda; Branchiopoda; Diplostraca; Daphniidae
Product: S-adenosylmethionine sensor upstream of mTORC1-like
Exons: 4
Coding region: 35-982 (315 amino acids)
Biological process (GO): negative regulation of TORC1 signaling
Source: RefSeq, a predicted model, not a curated record